Myodes glareolus (Bank vole) is the source of this 2925-nucleotide messenger RNA. RefSeq names its product leucine zipper and EF-hand containing transmembrane protein 2 (gene Letm2). Gene Ontology annotation, biological process: intracellular monoatomic cation homeostasis. Lineage: Eukaryota; Metazoa; Chordata; Mammalia; Rodentia; Cricetidae. The record is from RefSeq and is a predicted model, not a curated record. Gene Ontology annotation, cellular component: mitochondrial inner membrane. Gene Ontology annotation, molecular function: ribosome binding.
AAAAAACAAAAAAUUAAAUAAAAAUAAAUUAAAAAGCCCAAGUCGGUCGUAGUGGUGCACAAUUAUAAUCCAAGCACUCAGAAGGCAGGCAGACAUUUCAGGGGCUCAAGACCAUUUUCUGCUAUCAAGUUCCAGACUGGCCUCUGCUACAUAAAAUUCUGAAAAAUAAAUAAAUAAAUAUGAAAAAAACAAGAAAAGCUGAAUAAAUGGGAACACGAAAACUUUCAGAACUUUCACUUUCCAAAGGUGGCUUAGUCUCCCACCCUAGGAACUGUAGUCUCCCCAAACCUGCAAUGCUUACCUUAUUUAACAGCUACUUUAGAAUAUAUUUCAAAUGUUGAGAUUUCUACACAAACAAGUAAUAAGCGACAACAUUAAGAAACCAAUUUCUUUAGUGAAAUUUAAAUUCCAUAUGACGAUUUCAGCAGCCUUCCAACCUUCGACCCUGCAGAAGAGAGAUGUUUCCCUUUCCAAGGCUGCCCCUUCUGCUACCCGGACCUCACAACCUCCUCCGCCAACCAGAGACCUCUAAGUAGUUUCAGAGUUUGAGUGGACAGAGGGGCAGAGGAAAAACCAUCAAAGCGAUGUCAUUAGUGACUCCGAGAUGGGUUACCAAGUCGACUAUCAGACGUUACUAACGCAGUUUUAGUCCCUAUAGUACAGACGCUCCCUAAACUAAGUCCAACCUACAAGUCACUUCACGGGCUCUCACAGGGACCUUGCUGCCUUCCGCGCUGUUACCGUGAAGGACGUGAGCCGUUCCCAGAAUUUGAGAACUCAUUGGAUGGUCGUAGCGUCACUUAUAGUGACGUCACAGGGCGAGGCGCAGGAGGCGGGACCAUGGAGACUGGGCUUCCGGCCCCUCUAGCUUGGGUGCGGGGAGGAAUUGGGAAGAUAAAGAUGUCUUUCUCCUUUUAACCGUCGCAGCAGAUUACUAGACACUAUUGACCAGAAAUAAAAAAGCCUUUGGAGGCCAUGUCGUCUUCGCGAGCACCUUCUUAGAACCAACCCUUUUCUGUGUUUUGGGAUCGCAAAUGUACCGUUUUUACAUCCAGAGCUACUACCAUGACUGUUGGAAAUGAGCUUGAAGGAACUUUUGCACUUUGAAUGCUCAAAUUUCCACUUGCAUUAGUUUAACAAAACUAAAUUCUGCUGUUUAAUUGAUGCCUUUUUAAAAUACUAAAUUAUUUACUUCUUUUGCCUAGGUCUCUUUGUUGGCUAGUUAAAACAAAAAAUAAAUAUGGCCUUCUACAGUUAUAAUUCAUUCUUAGCUAUGUUGUGGACAAGAUUGCCCAGCCAUUUUGUCUAUCCUUCCUGCUCCCACUCCCCAUCACUUGCGUUUCUCCACUUGCCAGAUUCUCAUUUCCGUACGACCUACGGAAGCAGGAAGUACUCCUGUCCCAGUCUACCAAGUACUCACGUCCACCCUUUACGAACUAGACUCACACAAAAACUACACACAACGUGCUGGCUACAGAAUAUCCCUAGUAAACCUCAGCCGGAGCAAACCCCAGGAAAACCUAAGCCAGCAAGCCCUCAGCCUCCCAGAGAAGCGGAGAGAGAGACUGCACAAGAAAGGCAAUCUUUUAGACAAAAAAUCAUGCACGAACUCAAAUAUUAUUACAAUGGAUUCUACUUACUUUGGAUCGACACCAAAGUUGCUGCCAGAAUAGUUUGGAGGCUACUGCAUGGACAGGCGCUAACGAGACGAGAGAGGCGAAGGCUUUUGAGAACGUGCGCUGAUGUCUUCCGCUUGGUUCCGUUUAUGGUGUUCAUAAUUGUACCUUUUAUGGAGUUCCUGAUACCAGUGUUUCUGAAGCUCUUCCCAGACAUGUUGCCGUCAACUUUCGAAAGUGAAUCCAAAAAGGAAGAAAAACAAAGAAAGAAGAUGGCCGCAAAACUGGAACUAGCAAAAUUCCUUCAAGAGACAAUGACAGAAAUGGCAAAGAGAAACCGAGCCAAGUUGGGAGAUGCCUCUUCCCAGCUUUUCUCCUAUGUAAAACAGGUCCAGACAGGCCACAAGCCCAGCACGAAGGAGAUUGCUCGCUUCUCUAAGCUCUUCGAGGAUCAGUUACCCCUGGAGCACUUGGAUCGACCCCAGCUGGUCGCCCUGUGCAAGCUGCUGGAGCUGCAGACCUUCGGAACCAACAAUCUGCUCCGCUUCCAGCUCCUGAUGACACUGAAGUCUAUAAAAGCAGAUGACGAAAUAAUCGCCACAGAAGGGGUGAAGGCUCUGAGUGUGUCAGAGCUCCAGUCUGCCUGCCGGGCCCGAGGGAUGCGAUCACUGGGCCUCACAGAGGAGCAACUGCGGCAGCAACUCACAGAGUGGCUGGACCUCCACCUGAAGGAGAACGUGCCCCCUUCUCUUUUGCUCCUGUCACGUACCUUCUACCUGAUAGAUGUGAAGCCAAAGCCUAUUGAACUGCCACCAGAUAUAGAGGCCCCAAAGCCAAACCUUGUCGUGACGUCAUCCACUUCCCCUGAGUCACAAGAGAAUGUUGUAGAUCCUGCGCCUCAACUAAAGGGAACUAAGGAUGAAGAAUUUGCGCAACUGCCCCCAGAAGCAUCUCCACACAUAACACCAUCAACAGCCAUUUCCAAAGAAGCAUCCUGUUUUGUACCUAGAUUCUCCAGGCCAAAGCCCAGAAGACCUCACAGAACAGCAAGGCCGAUUCAAAAGGAGCCUAAGGACCCCUUGGAGCCGGGACUCACUCUCUCCAGCCACUGUUCCCUCAGCAGUGACAUCCGUGAAGGAAUUCUAGCUAAGCCUGUCUGGCGUGAGAUAAAGGAUCAGCCAUUAAGUCGUUGGAGGCCCCGUGACCACUCCAGAUGCGCGAGCAGUGACACCAGGCCACUUAGAGAAGCUAUUUCUGUUGUAUAAUUGUCGUCCUACCAGACUUAGCAUAAAACCCACUCCCACAUGUU